AUGACAGUAUUGAAAGCAGUAAAUAGAAUACAUCGGAAGGUCCCAGCAGCAUGAUCACAGAGGUGCUGUUUGCUUUGGUCGUGGGGGCCUUGGUGGGCUUCCUGAUCAUGAGGAGGAAGAGUGAGGUACUGAAGACAGAGGACGGCUGGUGGGGCGUUGGAGCGCCCCCUGAGGGUCCUGAGGAUGAUAGCAUACGGUCCUUCAGAGUGGACGCCACACAGGAGGAGAUUGAGGAUCUGCACAGAAGGAUAGACCAGACACGUUCCUUCCCCUCUCUGGAGGACAGCCAGUUCAACUAUGGCUUUAACUCCAACCAGCUGCAGAAAGUGGUGGCCUACUGGAGGAAUACCUUUGACUGGAGGAAGCAGGUGGACAAACUCAACAGAUAUCCACAUUUCAAAACCAAAAUUGAAGGUAUUGACGUUCACUACGUCCAUGUGAAACCCAAGAACCUUCCAGGAGGGACGAGUGCCGUACCUCUGUUGAUGGUACACGGCUGGCCAGGUUCCUUCUAUGAGUUUUACGGAAUUCUGCCGCUGCUCACAGAACCUUCCAAUCCGGAUGACAUUGUCUUUGAGGUCAUUUGUCCAUCCAUACCUGGGUAUGGCUUCUCUGAGGCUCCACGCAAGAAAGGUUUUGACUCGGUGUGUGCAGCUCGAGUGUUCCAUAAGUUGAUGAAGCGUUUGGGAUUCACACAGUUCUACGCUCACGGUGGUGACUGGGGAUGGCUUGUCACUACAAACAUGGCCCAACUGGAACCCAAAAUUGUUAAGGGGUUGCAUGUCAACUUUGCGCCUCCUGAUAAGCCUGGCCUUCUCAUGGUACUGUCCAUUCUGCUGGGUCGGCGGUUCCCAAAGUUGUUUGGCUUCUCCGACCACGAUGUAAAGCGUCUCUUCCCCUGUAUGGAGAAGCUUGUGGUGGAAUCAGUGAAGGAAACUGGCUACAUGCACAUUCAGUCCACCAAACCAGAUACAGUGGGACGUGGACUGAAUGACUCACCUGUGGGUCUGGCAGCCUAUAUUCUGGAGAAGUUCUCCACCUGGACUGACCCUGAGUUCAGGAACCUGGAGGAUGGGGGGCUGGAGAGGAAAUUUUCUUUGGAUGAUCUCUUGACGAAUGUGAUGAUCUAUUGGACAUCGGGCUGCAUUAUUUCCUCAAUGCGUUUCUAUAAGGAAAACUUCAGCAAGGGGCUGGACCAACCACAUGCAAGGAUCCCAGUCUAUGUACCCACUGGCUUGGCAUCGUUCCCGAAUGAGCUGAUGCAUACGCCUAAGCUAUGGGCCAAACAGAAAUACCGUAAACUUAAGACAUACACUCCCAUGGCGCGGGGUGGCCACUUCGCUGCCAUGGAGGAGCCAGAGCUGAUGGCCCAGGAUAUUCAGAACUUCAUUAAGAUUCUGGAGAAGAGAAAGUAGAAAUGAAGAACUAAAGUUAGAUUUACUAUAUCAGCCCACAUGCUGAACCAGCUGGCCUUCUUUUUCAGAUCCACGAGUUAUCCCCAAUGAGGGAUGUUUAUAGAAGCUUUGCAACUCGUUUAGAAAGACGUUUCAGUGCUUUGUCAGGCACAGUGACAAGCACUAUCAUGAUUUUUUAUGAUGUUGUAAAGCUCCUGUGAAGAACCCUCAAAGACACUAAAACCUUUAUGUGUUCUUGUACUGCAGGUUUGGGUUUUUAAAUAUUUUUAGAUGCCCACAUUAUGCAGAAAUCUAAGGUGUUUUUUUUUUGAGAGGUAGUUUAUAGAAGAUGAAAAUUUUGGUGCAUGGACCAAGCUACUGGUAAAGUACAUGUAGACUUAAUUUCAUGGUUUAAUCACUUUUAAAUGGUUUGAAUUGAGAGUGUGUCGUGACCUCUCCAAACUGAUAAUGCCCAGAGGGCCCAAGCUGUGAUCCUACAUCAGAGAAAAUUUGUUUCAUAUUAUAACAAGGAUCACUUGCAAUGGUAUUUUUUCUGAGACCAUAGUUCUCACAGAAGCUUUUCAGCUCUUGUACUUUCCUUUUUUCCUGACAUAGAACCAGUGUACUUCAAGUAAAAUAACCUUUUUCCAUAUCAUCUCAUUCUUUCCAUUUCUUUGCCUUUUUGUAUCGGUAGGGCUAAUUAUCACUGGUAUAUCUAGAUCUGGGUCAGGUGUGUUUUAACCGUUAUUUGAAUAUUUGUAAGAAGAAAAUGUAUUGCAACUGUUUUAUUACACAUUUACAUGUAUACACAUAACACUAAUGCAUUAUAUUUUCUUGCUUUAUGGUGUAUUCAACUUGGGCAUCAGUUUUGUUGUUACGCUGUAGAAAGUAAAACAGUAAUUCAGAUUGGCUCUAGGACUGAUUCCUGAGGGAAACCAUAUAUUACAGAGCAGAGCAGAAUGCUGUACUGCCUGGCCUACUAUCCGUACAGAAUUGUUCUUUGGUAGGGAAUGACUUGCUUGAUGUGCACUGUGAUUCAGAAAGGACACAGUGAGAGCCCAAAUCUAACUAUUGAACACACACACAGUUUUCCUCUGAUUAAUUUUACACCUGAUAUUUGUAGCUCUGCUUUUCAUUUGAUAAACAAUAAAACCAUUAACAUUCUGUCA
This is a messenger RNA of Chanos chanos (milkfish), 2563 nucleotides long. RefSeq names its product epoxide hydrolase 1, microsomal (xenobiotic) (gene ephx1). Gene Ontology annotation, biological process: epoxide metabolic process. Gene Ontology annotation, molecular function: epoxide hydrolase activity. The transcript has 9 exons. Bases 51 to 1415 code for a protein of 454 amino acids. Lineage: Eukaryota; Metazoa; Chordata; Actinopteri; Gonorynchiformes; Chanidae. The record is from RefSeq and is a predicted model, not a curated record.